This is a messenger RNA of Trypanosoma rangeli, 963 nucleotides long. Its product is annotated as leishmanolysin. The coding region runs from base 1 to 963 and encodes 320 amino acids. Lineage: Eukaryota; Euglenozoa; Kinetoplastea; Trypanosomatida; Trypanosomatidae. Gene Ontology annotation, molecular function: metalloendopeptidase activity. Gene Ontology annotation, biological process: proteolysis; cell adhesion. The transcript has a single exon. The record is from RefSeq and is a predicted model, not a curated record. Gene Ontology annotation, cellular component: membrane.
AUGCAUUUGAGGACAUGGGCGUGUACAGGGCCAACUACAUCAUGGCGGACCCGUUGCGGUGGGGCAAAAAGCUCUGGCUGCAAACUGCUGGAAAAUAAGUGCUUCAUCAAUGGCAGAACCGCCUACCCUGACGUGUUUUGCAGACAGUUCAUCAGUGGUGACACGCUGCUCUGCACGUGUGACCGUCUUUCUCUGGGGAACUGUGGGCUAACGGCUUACCAGCAGCCCCUUCCACCGGAGUAUCAGUACUUUUACAGCCCCAUAGUUGGAGGUACUUUGGAGGAUAUGGACUACUGUCUGUAUGUUAUGGGGUGUGUGGCAUCUGGGUGUACCAAAGGCGAUACUAAAACUAUCCUUGGAAGCUUCAUUAACCCGAGCUCACGGUGCGUAAAGGGGAGCGGAGGACUUCGUUUUGACAGCGAAGAGAUUGGUGAUGUGUGCGUGAACACGCAGUGCAGUGGGGGUAAGCUGAGGGUGCAGUUCCUUGGCGACGGCACGUGGCACGACUGCAAUGGGGGUGAGACGGUUGCGCCUCGGGGGGCAGAUGGCGUGAGGGUAGCAUCACGUGUCCCAAAUGCACCGACGUGUGCACAGCCUUCCUCAACACCUGGGCCCGCCCAGCACCAGUCGUUGCCCCGCUGCUGGCGGAGGAACCAAACCCUGCAGGCACUGUUGACACGGAUGGUGAAUCAGGCGGCACCAAUCGUGGACCCGGUGCUUCACUGCCAACGCAUCCAUCACACAAUACGGCGGCGCCUACGCUUCGGACUCACUUUACGGGGUUUGUGUUUUAUCUUUCUUUGUGUCUGUGUGUUUUGGUUGGCUGCACCCAUUCCGCGGACUGCGUGCGUGUGUGUCCAUACCUCUCUGUUGUUGCGUCUAGCUGCUGUUGGCACCCCUCUGCCGUCUCAUUGCAUCUCGCCGUUCCUCUUCUUCCUUGUUGGCCUCCCUCUUGUGCCGUGA